AUGGUGGAAUCACAGGGAUUUCAUCACAUGUUCGAGAAACUUAGUUAUACUGUGGUUAAUUUUAGUAAUAGCUAUUUGACUGAUCAGCCAGAUUUAUACUAUGAAACAUAUACGCUUGAUUUAAGCCAGAAUCGUUUAACCGCAUGGCAUGUUCUGUCUUUAAUUAAAGUUUUACAUCUUCAGCAUAAUUUGAUAGUUUCGAUCAAUUACACCAUUGACCUUGGCAUAUCCGAGGCCCGGCUUCAUUAUCUAGAUUUAUCGUAUAAUAAAAUUAAAGGUAUAGGCAAAAAUGAUUUAGCUGUCUUAAACAACCUCAUGUACCUUAAACUUAAACACAAUGUUAUAAGUUAUAUUCACCCAAGAGCAUUUUUAAAAUUAUCUGAGCUGAUUUAUUUAGAUUUAUCAAGUAAUCAACUCAGUGACUUGGAACGAAGCCAUUUUAUUAAUCUCUUAAAUCUUCGCUAUCUUUAUCUCCAAGACAAUAACCUGAGGGUAAUGGAAGGAAUGUUUGAUGGUCUCAUGAAUAUUCAGUAUCUGCGGGUUGAUUCUUACACCCUCUGUUGUGCACAACCAAAGGCUGUCAGUAAAAUUCAGUGUUUAGCACCAGUCAACGAAAUUUCUUCCUGCAAUGAUUUAAUAGACAUACCUCUUCUCAGUAUAGCAAUCUGGUAUAUGGCACUUUUAGCUGUCUUUGGAAAUUUAUUCGGUUCAUGUCAUAAACUGCUUUUGCUGAACAAGAAUUCAAGUCCAAGUAAACCAUUUGAUAUUUUUUCUAUCAAUCUUGGUUUCGCAGACUUUCUAAUGGGUGUAUAUCUUUACAUCAUAGCAGGGGCAAAUUUAAAAUUCACCGAUCGCUAUGGUUUUGAAGAUUUCUCGUGGAGAAAUAGUCCUUUAUGUACUUUUGCCGGUGUCCUAGCUACUCUAUCUAGUGAAGCAUCUGCUCUUUUUGUACUUUUUAUCACCAUUGACAGAAUUUUGGCCCUUCGAUUUCCAUAUGUAUUGCUGAAUAAGAAAAUCAAGAUUGCAAAGACCGUUUCCAUGUUAGUGUGGAUGGUUUCUUUCUUCUUGUCAUUACUGCCCUUAUUUGGGAUUGAGUACUUUAAGGAUUAUUACUCCGGUUCUGGAGUGUGUAUUUCCUUACCUCUGUCAGUUCUCCGGAAACCUGGAUGGGAAUAUUCUAUGGUACUCUUUGUGGGGGCAAACUUUGUCAUCUUUGUAAUUGUUCUCCUUGGGCAAAUACUCAUAUUUAUGGAUGUUGUUCGAUUUGAAAAGAAAGCAUGCCAACAAUGGUUUUCCCCAAAACGAACAGAAAUACACAUAGCAAAAUCCUUGAUGGCUGUUGCCCUUACAGAUGUGCUGUGUUGGGUUACCAUUGGAACUAUAGGGUUUCUGACAUUUAAGGGAAUUGACGUCACCACCAAGAUGUACGCCUGGGUCAUUGUCAUGGUUCUUCCUAUCAACUCGGCAGUGAACCCCUUCAUCUACCUGUUGUCUGUGAUUAUGAACCGUAGUGAUGAACAGGUAUAUAGUUCUAUAACUGAUGAACAAGUACAUUUGUCUAAACAUAGUCAUUAUUCUUCCUAUAAAAUUGACAUUGAACCCCCUAAUCUACCCGUUGUCUGUGAUAAUGAGACUUGA
Messenger RNA from Saccostrea cuccullata (small rock oyster), 1638 nucleotides. Its product is annotated as G-protein coupled receptor GRL101-like. The record is from RefSeq and is a predicted model, not a curated record. NCBI's taxonomy places the organism in Eukaryota, Metazoa, Mollusca, Bivalvia, Ostreida, Ostreidae. Bases 1 to 1638 code for a protein of 545 amino acids. Gene Ontology annotation, cellular component: plasma membrane. The transcript is spliced from 2 exons. Gene Ontology annotation, molecular function: G protein-coupled peptide receptor activity; protein binding. Gene Ontology annotation, biological process: hormone-mediated signaling pathway; adenylate cyclase-activating G protein-coupled receptor signaling pathway; activation of adenylate cyclase activity.